Messenger RNA from Merops nubicus (carmine bee-eater), 325 nucleotides. It is a transcript of the gene ATP5PF, whose product is annotated as ATP synthase, H+ transporting, mitochondrial Fo complex, subunit F6. The record is from RefSeq and is a predicted model, not a curated record. The transcript has 3 exons. Bases 2 to 325 code for a protein of 107 amino acids. NCBI's taxonomy places the organism in Eukaryota, Metazoa, Chordata, Aves, Coraciiformes, Meropidae. Gene Ontology annotation, biological process: proton motive force-driven ATP synthesis. Gene Ontology annotation, molecular function: proton transmembrane transporter activity.
CAUGAUCCUGCAUCAGAUUCUGCGACUCUCGGCCACUUUUCGCUCCGCCGUCUCCGCCCACGUGCGCAGGAACAUCGGCCUGUCUGCCAUCGUCUUCAAUAAGACAAAGGAGCUGGACCCGGUUCAGAAGCUCUUCUUGGACAAGAUCAGAGAAUACAACACUAAGAGCAAGCAAGCUGGAGGGCCUGUUGAUGCAGGCCCUGAAUUUCAGAAAGACCUGAAUGAAUCCCUCACUAGGCUUCAACGGGCGUAUGGUGAAGGAGACCUCACCAAAUUUCCAGAAUUUAAGUUUGAGGAGCCAAACUUUGAGGAGACUCCAAAGUGA